AUGCACAGCCGGUCACAGUGCAGCAGGUCGCAACAUAGCAGGCCGCCGUUGAACUCGCCGACCAGUGCCCGCGGAAAGGUGAGGCAACAGAAGCCCACUCCUCCAGCAAGGGCUCAGGUGCACCGCGAUGCACAUGGCAGCGGCUACGAGUGCUGCGAGCUGCCUUGCAAGUAUGGCGCACGCAACGAGUUUCCCUGCUGCCGCCGACCAGCACCGCGGUGCAUGGCCACCGCUCCUAUCGAGACCUGCAGCUCGGAGACGUACAGCGACCCGUGUGUGCACGAAGUUGGGGCACCGGGUGCGCCUCAAGAUCCGGCUGUUGUGGACGGCGGACGGCCAGAACCUGCUCCCAACGGCCCAGUUCCCAUCCUUGUGACCGCUGCGCCGGUUGACCUGCCUGGCUCCGGCACUCUCUUCUGCGUCGUCUUCUUUCUUGCCGUGAUGUUCGUCGCCGCCAUAGUAGCCCAGGUAUACCUCAUGCACGUCAAUUCCUACCAUGACCCCUUCCUGCCUAGAUUUCACGACUACGAGAGAGUUGACUCGCCGCAACAUCGGCAGCAUAAUUCGGCCGAGCGCAAAGAAAGCACCGUGCCAACGCAGCCAACUGUUCCCUGGAAGGUGAACCCUGGAUUGGGCUCGAGGCCGCACGGUUACGUCUCGCGUCGUUCCCACGCCUACUCGAACGUCAGUAGAACCACUCGGGCUGACGACGAUAGAUCGGUCGUCGAAGGACGCCAACCAUCGGUGGUGCCUCCGUCGCAACUUCUUCGUGAUUACCCGCUACUGCCUCCUCGCGACUACCAGGGCGAAAGCAAGUCGAUCUGCAUGUUCCAUGCCACGAGCUCCGGUCGAACGCGCAAUGGCAUUCACUACAAGCCCUGGAAUUUCCCGUACCACCUUUGCACGCAUGUCGUCUACUGCUGCGCCGGCAUCUCGGCCGAGCUGGAGGUGAUUUCGCGCCACGUUGACAUCGAUAUUACCGAGGGAUUCAUCGCGUCCUUCGCCGCGAUGAAAAUCAAGAACCCCUACCUGCGCGUCUACAUCGGCAUUGGCAGCGACGACAAGGACCGCACGGCCUUUGCGAAGAUUGUCGCCAGUGUCGGAAUGCGGCAGCAGUUCGCCCAGAACGCGGUGACGUGGAUGCGGCGUGCACAGUACGACGGCAUGGUCCUCUACUGGAAAUACCCUUUUAUGGAGCAGAAGGCCAAGCUCGUGGACACGAUGCGAUACCUGCGGCAGGCGCUUCACGGCAUGGACCUGACCGUGGGCAUCGUGGUGCCGUUGGACGAGAUGCUCCGCGACCGCUUUAACGUGUCCGAGUUGUCGAGGUCACUCGAUGACUACACCAUCUUAAUCGACCCCAUAGACACCCAGGGUCCCUCGUACGACUCUACCUUCGUCCCUUUCAGGGACGGCACUGUGCGCAUGUAUGCCGGCGUCUUCAUGAGCACACUUCGACACAGCGGUGCGGGCGAUGACAAGACCAACGACGGUCGCUUCCAGCUGUGUUACAUGUUUCCGGUGAACGCCGUUUCGUUUACGCUGGAACGGGCAGCCCAGACUGAGAUCAACGCUCCGACAGUGGGCCCUGGGGAACCCGGCCCGAGUACCGAGGUUCCGGGUUCCCUCUCCUACGACGAGGUCUGCUCUCAAACGUGGGAGAACACCCGCCGCGUGAACUACGGCGUGGUCUCGACGCGCGGCAACCAGUGGGUGGUGUUCCAGAACCGGAGCUCCCUGCACGAACUGCUUACGGCCUUGGGGUAUGUCACAGGCCCUGCCAAGUGCUUCGGAAUCUGGGACCCAUUUUGGGAUGACUUCGCGGGAGCUUGCGGGGAGGGCCCGUACCCAUUGACGCGGGCCAUCUUCGCAAAAGUCGUUGGGCACAAGAUUCCCUUCAAGAAAAAGUCAAAUCGCUUGAACUUGCUUUAG
This is a messenger RNA of Dermacentor silvarum, 1932 nucleotides long. RefSeq names its product chitinase-3-like protein 2. The record is from RefSeq and is a predicted model, not a curated record. Gene Ontology annotation, molecular function: chitin binding; chitinase activity. Gene Ontology annotation, biological process: chitin catabolic process; carbohydrate metabolic process. The coding region runs from base 1 to 1932 and encodes 643 amino acids. NCBI's taxonomy places the organism in Eukaryota, Metazoa, Arthropoda, Arachnida, Ixodida, Ixodidae. The transcript has a single exon. Gene Ontology annotation, cellular component: extracellular region.